Molecule: messenger RNA, 1547 nt
Organism: Phaethon lepturus (White-tailed tropicbird)
Lineage: Eukaryota; Metazoa; Chordata; Aves; Phaethontiformes; Phaethontidae
Gene: NUF2
Product: NUF2, NDC80 kinetochore complex component
Exons: 12
Coding region: 12-1283 (423 amino acids)
Biological process (GO): attachment of mitotic spindle microtubules to kinetochore; mitotic spindle organization; meiotic chromosome segregation
Cellular component (GO): kinetochore; Ndc80 complex
Molecular function (GO): protein-containing complex binding
Source: RefSeq, a predicted model, not a curated record
AAGUUUUACACAUGAUUUACAUGAGAAUUCUGCAGAAGGUAUAUGGAAUCCGCCUGGAACAUUUCUACAUGAUGCCAGUCAACGUUGACAUAAUGUAUCCACAGAUAUUUGAAGGCUUUCUACCUGUUUGUAAUUUGUAUAUUCACAUGGAGCGCUUACUUCCAGUGUGCCGGAUUAAUGACUUUCAAAUUGCUGAUGUUUUAAACCCAAAAACAAAGAGGACAGCUCGCUUCUUGAGCGGCAUUCUCAACUUUGUAAAUUUCAGAGAAUUCCGACGUGAAGUCUACUUGGAGUUACAACUGAACUACAAAUCGGCUAUGGAGAAACACCAACAACUGGAGACUGCAAAUCGGGAGGCAGCAAUGAAGCUGGAGAAACUGAAUACUGUUCCAGUUGAACAUCAAGCAGAGGUCAAGCAACUGACAGAUAACAUUCGAGAGCUGGAACAACUACUAAGGCAAGACUAUCGUCGGAAACAAACAGCUUUGCAAGAAGUGAUUUCACAAAAGAAGUCAGAUAUUGCAGAGAGUACCCGAAAACUGAAUGAGCUUAAAGUAACAAUGGCUACUUUGAAAGAAGAACAAGAGCAGCUGAAAUCAAAAAUUGUGGAGAGUCCAGAGGAACUGAAAAAUUACAAAGAACUGAUGAAAGAGACUGUUAAGAAACUCAAGAAAUCUAAGCAAGAAGUUAUUGAGAAAUACGAAGGUUAUAGAGACCUAGUUGAGGUUCUGCCGUCAUGCCAACUGGAGGUGCAGUUAUACCAAAAGAAGAUGGAAAGACAGGGAGCAAAUGUGGAGAGACUGGCCAAUGUAUUAUCAGAGGUCAGAAAUCUGGAGGACCAGCUUGAGAGUGCUCAGAUAGAGCUGAAAAAAGGGAAGACAGAUGAAAUGUCCUUAAAGAGACUGGUCACUGCAAAACAUGAGAAGCUGUCUACAGCUGAAAUAAGGAUAAAAAAGAAGCGUGAAGAUGUUGAGCAAUAUAAGCACACUGUAUUUGAAUAUUGUAACAGAGUUCAGGAGAAGAGGGGUGCUGUAUAUGAUAAAGUGACAGCCAUUCACAAGGAAAUCCAACAGACAAGGUUCAAAAUUCAGCAGCUGAAUGAGAAUGCUGAAAAAGAAGAAAUGAAAGCAAAGGAAAUAUACCUAAAUCUGAAGGCUGGGUUGGAGAAGCAUCAUGACUCUCUCAUUAACACAGCAAAGAGUUAUGCAGCCUCAAGAGAAGAUAAAAUUGCUGAACUGAAGAAUGGGCUGCUUAGAGUUCAGACUCCUGGAAGUAGUUCUUAGACCUGUCUUCACUUCAAUUCCACUUUCAUUAUGUUUAUUUUCAUAUCUGAACUCAAGAGCUUGUGCUUUGUAUGGGAUGGAUAAUUAUUCCAGGCAAAGGCCAGCUUUCUCAAAAAACCAUGUCAGAACACAUUUAGCUUUCUGGAUGGAUUCUGAUGUCAUGAGCUCACUUAUGUGGAUAAGAAAACAUUUGGUUUAGCCUGUCUGUAUUGUUUCAGUCAACAUCUGAUUUUAGUGGUAAUAAUGCAAGUCUUGCUAACACCA